CUCGAUUCUUAGUUUUGUUCUUUUGCAGUGAGCAAGAGUCUCAGGAAAACCUCACUCUAUCACCAUUCUUCAUCCUUUCUCUCACUUUUCUGUUUUCUUGUUUCUUUCCGGCAUACGCUUCACAUUUAAUCUACAUUUGAAACAAAAGUAAACACAUAACCGCCACAAUGUCCGCCGUUCCUGGUCCCGUCUACGGCCUCGAGGUCCCUCCUGGAGAGAUCUUAAUUCCAGCCACCAUGGAAUUCCCUGCCUCUUUCCGCAUUACCAUGGCUGCCGUUGACCCUACCGAAGAGCCUGAGGCUGACGGUGAGGGCAACAUUCCUACUGUUCCUCGAUCCACCCUGCGCCUCGUCAAGCGUGCUCUCCCUGGUCUCGAUGAGGAUGAGGAUGAUGAGAUCGAUGACGAGUACAUGAAGGCUCUCCUCGCCGGCUCCGACGAUGAGGAGGACUCUGAUGAGGAGGCUAACGGUGGCCCUAGCGACCCCGUCAAGGCCAAGAAGCAGAGGCAGGCUGCUGCCAUCAAGAAACUUCUUGAAUCUGCUCAGGAGGAAUCUGAUGAGGAGAUGGAGGAUGCCAAGCCCAACGGCAAGGCCAAGGGCAAGGCGAAGGCUACAGAGGAGGACGAAGAGGACGAUGACGAUUCCGAUGAUGACAGCGAGGAGGGUGCCGAUCUUGAGAACUUUGUCAUCUGCACUCUCGAUACUGAAAGAAACUACCAGCAGCCCCUUGAUAUCACUGUCAACCAUGGCGAGAAGGUUUUCUUUGUCGUUACUGGUACUCACACCAUCUACCUCACUGGAAACUAUAUCAUGGACGAUGAUGAGGAUGAUGAGGAUGAGGAUGAAGAUGACUACGAUCUUUCCCCUGAUGAGCUUGAAUAUGCCCUCGAGGGCGAGGAGAGCGAUGAGAGUGACGAGCUGGAGGAGGCCCCCAAGCUAGUUUCCGUUCAAAAGGGCAAGAACAAGCGCGCCGCUGAAGAGGCUACGGAGGGUCUUGACGAGCUCAUCUCCAAGGACGAUGCCAAAUUGUCCAAGAAGCAACAGAAGAAGCUCAAGAACAACAAGGGCGAGGCUGUUGCUACCGAGGAGAAGAAGGACGCUAAGAAGGUUCAAUUCGCAAAGAACCUCGAACAGGGCCCUACUGGCUCUGCUGAGAAGGCCAAGCAGGGUAAGGCCACCACCGGUGUCAAGGUUGUUCAGGGCGUGACCAUCGACGACCGAACUAUUGGCAACGGCCGUACCGUUAAGAACGGCGACACUGUUGGUGUUCGAUACAUCGGCAAGCUCCAGAACGGAAAGCAGUUCGAUGCCAACAAGAAGGGUAAGCCUUUCUCCUUCAAGGCUGGCAAGGGACAAGUGAUCAAGGGCUGGGACAUUGGUGUUAUUGGCAUGGCUAUUGGUGGUGAGCGCCGUCUUACUAUCCCCGCCCAUCUUGCCUACGGCUCCCGCGGCCUUCCAGGCAUUCCCGCCAAUAGCACAUUGAUCUUCGAUGUCAAGCUUCUUGAGAUCAAGUGA
Molecule: messenger RNA, 1514 nt
Organism: Fusarium verticillioides 7600
Lineage: Eukaryota; Fungi; Ascomycota; Sordariomycetes; Hypocreales; Nectriaceae
Exons: 5
Coding region: 168-1514 (448 amino acids)
Cellular component (GO): chromatin; nucleolus
Molecular function (GO): peptidyl-prolyl cis-trans isomerase activity; macrolide binding
Source: RefSeq, a predicted model, not a curated record